AUGAAGCGGACGUUGAAGUCGACCAAAUCGAGGGGCGGAUGCCAGAGGUGCAAGGCAUCUCGUGUGAAGUGCGAUGAGACGAAGCCGGGAUGCAAGGUCUGCUUUGCAAAUGGCGUUGACUGUCCUGGAUAUGCAAAGCAGCUUCGGUGGUCGAACAAACAUGAGAUGUUCGGCAGCCACCCAAAUAAACAGGCGAAGUACUCGCCCACUAAGGAGCCCGUACAGAAACCCCCUAUCGCAACCAGCUCGGCGGCGGUGGCGGCGACGAAUUCAUCAACACCAACAAGCGCAGUACCCUCGCCGUCACCAAGCUCCGUCACCCCGGUGACUGCCGCCGAGGGCCAUCCUCUGGCAUGGCCCAACUUCGAGGAGCUGUGCGGGUACGAAGACUUCGGCUUCUCAGCACCUCUACUCGAGCCCAGCUUUCAUGCCGAGCCAGACAUGAACUUUGGAGAUCUGUUCGCCGCGAACCUGGGCCAUGCCUUUCCCUCGGCGCCCGCCGGGUUUGGUGGCAACCCCCGCGUGGAGAAUGCUGAGGAGCGUGAUUACCAGAUUGUCUCGCCAUCAAAGCCGUCCCAAAAACGACCAGCUAAGUCUUCUGCUUUACUGCAAACUUACUACAGGAUGUCUAUGCCUUCGGAUGUGCCCGGUUUCUCAGACCAAGAUCUCAUCAAUCAUUAUUUCAACAGUGUUUGCGCCAUCUACUCUUGUUACGAUUGUGAGACCAACCCGUUUCGUUCACUUGUGGCGAGUCUUUGGCAGAGCGAUAAGACAAUUUAUGUUGCAAUACAAAGCAUGGCAAUGGCUCAUCUGGCGAAUUGGUACCCCUGGCUUCAGCCGCUCAGUCUGACAAAACGUUCUCAAGCGUGGAUGUCACUGCAAAAUGAUUUGAGGUUGCUAAGAACCGGCAAGCGAUCAACCGACAGCGUUAUGCUGAGUCUGCUACUACUGGGACCCUCAGCAUCAUGGCAUCAAGCCACUGCCCUCGGUCUGCAAUAUCUCUUGAUCGCUCGCAACCUGCUUCAGUCCAAUUUACAGCUCAACAAGGAGCUGGACGAGUUCUACAUCAACGCCAUGAUGUACUGGGAGAUGUGCGUCAGCUUCGUGGAUCCUGUACCAUCCCUACCGCUAUCUGGCGUCAAAGAGCCGAGAUUCGAUCUGGAGGCUAGUGGAGACGAAAUCCACCCACACAGCUGGACGGGUGUUGCCAAUGAGGUCUGCUUCUUGCUGGCUGAGAUCGGUCGUGUACUUCGACGGCAGCGAGGGUCACCCACUGCAUUUGAGCAAUUCUAUCACAUCGAGCGGGAGUGGUUUCAGAGCUUGGAGCGGUCACUACAUGCCAUCAGGAUCCCCGACGUUGACGCUGUUGCUGAUCUUGGUGACUCCAGGACGAGCAAAGACGAUCUCAUACGCUGUGCUGAAGCUUUGAAGUAUGUCGGACUGCUAGAGAUAUACAGCAUGUUUCCGGACAUUCUGUCAGAACGCAUCUCCAAUGACCUCGGCUGUCUUUCUACGAUUGAGCAGUUCGAACCAUUGGAAAGUGCAGAUGGUUGGCUUAUUGCGGUGGCGCUCCACAUCCUCAACGCCGUCAAACCGAUCUCAAUAUCUUCAGCUGCAUGUCGCCUAUUCCCACCGAUACUGCUCUCAGCGUCUAGCCAGGUACGAAUAGACCCUGACUGCAGUCCUGAGUGUCGCGAAAGAGUGGUCGACGCUCGAUAUACUGUGGAGGCGAGAAUGCUCCUACUGUCAAGGAAAUACCCACAACGACCAUUUCUACAGAUGAUGGAUGUGGUGAAAGAGGUCUGGGAGAGAUUGGACAAUGAAACCAGUCAGCCGCACUGGAUGAAUGUCAUGCACGAAGGCGGACUCUUAACGCUAAUAUGCUAG
Molecule: messenger RNA, 1887 nt
Organism: Zasmidium cellare ATCC 36951
Lineage: Eukaryota; Fungi; Ascomycota; Dothideomycetes; Mycosphaerellales; Mycosphaerellaceae
Exons: 3
Coding region: 1-1887 (628 amino acids)
Biological process (GO): positive regulation of transcription by RNA polymerase II
Cellular component (GO): nucleus
Molecular function (GO): transcription cis-regulatory region binding; zinc ion binding; DNA-binding transcription factor activity, RNA polymerase II-specific
Source: RefSeq, a predicted model, not a curated record